CCAAACAAGUUCUCGAUUAAUCUGUGAAGAAUUACCAAGUUCUAACAAGUUAAGGUUAGAAGCGACGAGACUAUUGGCCACUACCAAUUACACGGGCAGAAAGUAACGAAGUGGGAAAAGCGUAACGAUAUCAUCUUCCAGUGGAAUGAUCUGGCCGAGUAGACCGUAGUCAAGUUGCUUGGCUACAAAAUCGUAUCGUGAGUCGGGUGCAUGUCACUUGCACCAGUCGGUCGUGAGAAAGGGACGGAACAAGUGUUGAGGUAACAUGGCGGCGCAUUGGAACGUGCCACAGUGAUGCAGCUAACGCGCAACGAGAUCGUUCAUAUUGAGUGACCAAAGAGAUUGUGGCCUCGCACGCUAAAACAUCCGUCUGGCCAAAUGACAUGGGAAUUUGUAAUCUCCUGCUGACAAUAUGCAUCUUACAACUCAUCACUACAGUAGAACGCCAGGUCUUCGACUUUCUGGGCUUUAUGUGGGCACCGAUACUGGUCAAUUUUUUCAACAUUAUAUUUGUAAUCUUGGGGUUCUUUGGGGCUUUUCAAUAUAGACCUAAAUAUAUCAUAUCAUAUUGCAUAUGGAAUACAUUAUGGUUGGGGUGGAAUAUAUUCAUGAUAUGUUUCUAUCUCAAUGUGGGUAUACUGGAUAAAAAUAGUGAUAUUUUAAAUCUUGGUACUGGUAGCUUUUCUUGGUGGCAUGUCAAUGGACCAGGUUGCAAAGCUAUUUAUGAUGUUACUGAACCAGAAUUAUUUAGACCAGCCCGGCCUACAAAUGUGACGGAUUGCGUGCUAGAUUAUGAAGUAGUUGAAAUUUUACAUGCAUCUACUCAAUGCAUCUUAGGUUUUAUUGCAAUAGUGGGUGGUAUUUGUCUAAGUAAAGUUUUCCUAGAAGAGGAUGAUAGCUUUGACUUUGUGGGAGGUGAUGACUUUGGGUCGGCAGGCCACACGCCGUUGCGUCCUAUGUACGUUAGCUACUCGGCUCUUCCAUCACCUGCCCACCCUCACAAAAAUUCCGCUCAAAAUUACCCCGCAGGCACAGCUAGCUCUCAUCAAUCCGUUUGUCACGAUACCAGCUUCCCAAAACAUAACGAUAAAACGUUUAACAGCUCUGGACGGAGCAAAUGUAGUUUCAGAAACGACACGAUCAGAACUGAACGAAGCAAUCUAUCUUGUCGCGACUUAAAGUAUGUUGAUUACUCAAACGACUAUUCGAACCCGUUGGAUCAUUUGCAGAGGCCCGUGUCUCCGUAUGAUGAAUACGAUUCAUUGGACAGUGCCGCAAAAUUGAAGUAUCAGAAAAAUAAAUUGUACUAUCCGCACUCGUCUAAAUAUAGUCCUGUUGCAUCACCGCGUGUCAAAUCUCGCCCUGCCGCUGCAAAACAAAGUAAAGCCUCCAACAAACCUAGAGUCUUUACCGAUCACGUUCGCGAACAGUCGAUGAGGUCGUUUUAUUCUGAUCCAAGAUUGGCAAUUGAAAGUCAACAGAACGUGAAUGACCAAGAGAAGCAGAAUAGGUCUAAAAGAGACAGUAGACCUUUGUCGUUGUAUGCCACCCAAGCUAAACGGAAGAAGAAGCAACCGCGACCUCUGUACAGUAUCGAGUACUCUCAACCAGAGCCCACGGUUCACGACGAUAGCGUAUCUCCAAAGCCAAUGACUCCUCGUAGAGUGAAGAGAAGAUCGGUAAUCUCUCGGGAUGGAACAAGAAGGUCUAGCAGAAGAAGUUCCGUGAGACAGUCCCGCAGGAAGAACCCUGUGAACAGGAUCAUGGACCAUCAAGAAAGUCUAUAUGCCAAUACAGCACCCAGCAAUCUUACCAACCAGAACGUGAACUCGUUGUCUCAAGGCACGCUCAACUAUGAUAGGAUAUCUAUGAGUUGGGACAGAGAUAGAAAUUCAAAUUGGCAGCCUGAAGCUGUGAAUAUGGCUGUGUCCUCUCCCACAUUAUGGAACCAAGAUUCGUCAAACAAUUAUUCUAAUACUAGUAAUUAUACAAACCAAAAUUAUCCCAACUGGGAUGCUAGUAGCUCUACUAGGAAUCUUACCGAUAAUUGGCAGCCAAGCGAAUUGAGUCCAAUGCAGUGGCAGGGUCAGAGCAAUCCCACUUUCCAACAGACUAGUACGCAGAGCUUAAAUGGGGAAGAUUUGGACGAGAUCUAUAAUAAUCGACCAGCCAGUGCUAGGUCCAGUUAUAGUAAUUAUCACGGGGUGAGGGCCACACCCCAGGUUCCCAAUAGAACGGAUAUCGUUAGACAGAGCCAGAGACAGUUCGUUCUCAGUGGACCCCCUGCUUAUCAGGACACGGUGAUCUGAGAGGUUUAAUAGAGGAUUCGGAGACCUGCGUUUGGUGGAUGUUUAGUUGUCGAGGAUACCAAUUCGAUGGUGGUGUAUUUUAAUGCGUAAUUUUUUAAAUUGUGAUAGUUUUAUCGUAAUACUUGGAAAUAACGAUAGAUUCGGGUAGAUUUGUUUAGAUGUAAAACUGAUGUAUUUUAAUUUCGUUCUUGGGAGGAAAUUGAUACUAAACGUUCAAUGGAAACGUGGGCCGAUUUUUUGAUAACUUAUAGUUACUAUAUUCUUAUACUGUAAUUGUUACUGUUAGGAAGCAGGAAGUAUUUGUUACUUCUCUGAUCGAUCAAGCUUUACUCGAAAACGGGGAUGCAAUUCUCUGCAUCUUGUUAUACGUUACGACAGAUACCUCUAAAGUUUAUCAACUUUCAGAGAGAUUUCGCGAUACUUCACCGAUCUCGUAGCGACGAUCUACAUUUCUAAGCUCCGCCUUUUUAUCUCAGGACGUUCCCUCGCUUUUUUAACAAAUAUUUAAAAGUCGUGUUUCGUGCAUUUUGCGAUAUAUCUGAGUCGAUAAGACUUUAUCGCAGCUGCAAUGUGGGACGAUAAAAAGUUGUAUCUUUUAUACGAAAAAUAGGAUUCGUGCAUCACUUGAAAUAACAUAUUCGUUGUUCUACGAUAUCUUGAAAUUUCUUUGUUCCACGAUUUUUUAAUUAACCACUCACAAUUAACGCGAUUAUU
This is a messenger RNA of Eufriesea mexicana, 3023 nucleotides long. It is a transcript of the gene NKAIN, whose product is annotated as sodium/potassium-transporting ATPase subunit beta-1-interacting protein. NCBI's taxonomy places the organism in Eukaryota, Metazoa, Arthropoda, Insecta, Hymenoptera, Apidae. The record is from RefSeq and is a predicted model, not a curated record. Gene Ontology annotation, biological process: regulation of sodium ion transport. Bases 384 to 2309 code for a protein of 641 amino acids. The transcript is spliced from 7 exons.